GAAUACCAAAGAGGUCAGCACUAUUCUGAACGUAUGGUUCGCCACGUUGGAACAAUUUGACGGGUGAUUGCUGCUUGUUUGACAUUAGGAAUUUAUUUCCUAUAAUAUACUUAAUUAUAGUUAAUUCGAUAUAACAAGCGAACCGAAGAUGAAGAUAAAAGAGUUACUCAAGACUGUCAAUGUAGCAUGGUCACCACCAGCUCAGCAUCCCAUACUAUUGGCUGCAGGAACUGCAGCGCAACAACUUGAUGCAAGUUUUAACACAACCGCCAGCUUGGAUUUAUAUUCCUUAAAUUUACAACAACCUGGAUAUGAUUUGGAGCUUAAGACCACUAUUGCAAGUGACCAUAGAUUUCAUAAAAUAAUUUGGGGUUCAUAUGGUAAUAAUCCAGCUGGCAUAAUUGUCGGAGGCUGUGAUUAUGGCAUUAUAAAAAUUUAUUCAGCUGCUAAAAUGUUAGCCAAUGAUAAUAAUUAUUUGAUAAGUCAGACAGACAGACAUACAGGUCCAGUUAGAGCACUUGAUUUUAAUCCCUUUCAAGCAAAUUUAUUAGCAACUGGCGCAACAGAAAAUGAAAUUUAUAUAUGGGAUAUUGUUAAUACAAAUUCUCCAAUGACUCCUGGAGCCAGAAGUCAACCACUAGAGGAUGUGCAGUACAUUGCUUGGAAUAAGCAAGUGCAACAUAUUCUUGCUUCCACAUUUUCACAACGUUGUACUAUCUGGGACUUAAGGAAGAAUGAACCUAUUAUCAACUUAACAGAUACAAAUUCAAAAGUAAGAUGGAAAGUAGUUCAAUGGCAUCCGGAUGUUGCAACACAGUUGUGCUUAGCAUCAGAAGAAGAUCAAGCUCCGAUAAUUGAAUUAUGGGAUUUGAGAUUUGCAACAUCACCUUUGAAAACGCUUCAAAAUCACCAACGUGGUGUUCUAUCAAUUGCAUGGAACCUGCAUGAUUCGAACUUACUUUUAAGUUGUGCCAAAGAUAACAGAAUAUUGUGUUGGAAUCCUAACUCAGAUGCAGCAAAUGGUGAAGUAAUUUGUGAGUUAGCACAAACAAAUCAAUGGAACUUUGAUGUAUCAUGGUGUCCAAGAAAUCCUGGAUUAGUUGUGGGAACUAGUUUUGAUGGACAUGCAACAGUUUACUCUUUAUUGGGAGGACAACAACAAAUGUCUAUAGAAACGUCUGACAAAAUUGUAGAUUCCUUUCCUGGAAUGGAUCCUUUCACACAUGCGCCACCUCCAGUACAAACAGAACCAGCAGUUGUUUUGACAAAAGCUCCAAAAUGGUUAAAAAGACCAUUUGGAGCAUCCUUUGGUUUUGGUGGUAAAUUGGUAAUAUUUGAAAAUGGACCUGUAGAUCCUAAUCUUCCUCCGAAUUCAAAUAGAAAAGUGAUCAUAUCACAAGUAGUCACACAACCUGAGUUAAUUCAACGUUCAAAUGAGUUGGAGGAAGUUCUUAAAAGCGAACAAUAUAAUGAUUACUGCAAAGGAAAAGCUGACAAUACUACUGAUAUAUAUAGAAAAAAAAUAUGGAAUUGUGUAGGUGCAUAUUUUGGUGAAAAUGUAACAAAAGAUAUAUUAAAUUUACUUGGUUAUAACAUAGAAGCAAUGAACAAUAAAUUAAAUCAAUUUGUUCCACAAGAAGAUAUUGAUAAUAUUACAGAAGGAGUUGGUAAUUUGAAUAAUGUACUUAAUGGAAACGUUAUUGAUGGAAGCAUGGCAUUUGAUGCUAUUGCACAAGAAUCUAAGAAAGCAUCAAUGGCUAUUUUAAAAAAUAAAAACAUGCAGAUAAAUGUAUCAGAUGAUGAGGAUGGGCUUAUAACUCAAGCAAUCCUCUUAGGAAAUAUAGAAGCUGCUGUAUCAUUAUGCUUUGUAAAUAAAAGGUACGCAGAUGCAGUCAUUCUUUCAAUGGCUGCGGGACCUGAUUUAUUAGCACGUACCCAGUACAGAUACUUUUCAGAACAUUCUGGAGCUCUCAAUUCUCUUAUCAAUUCAUUAGUUAGUGAAAAUUGGGCUGAUGUUGUUAACAAUGCUGACAUAAAUUGUUGGAAAGAAGUGCUAAUUGGAAUAUUUACUCAUACCAAUUCACAAGAACGAUCUGCUUUGUGCGAUAUGCUUGGAGAUCGUUUGGCAGCAUGUGAUAAUGUAAUGCUCAAAGAACAAGCUCAAAUUUGUUAUGUUUGUUCUGGUAAUUUGAAUAAAAUGGUUGAAUCCUCCAAUGUAGAAAUUCAAGAGGUAGUAGAACUAGUAAUUAUAAUGCAAAAAGCAUUAGAAAUGCAAGGUAUCAGAAACGUACAAAUAGAAGGAAAAAUUGCCAACGUUUUGUCUUGCUAUGCAGAAAUGUUAGCUGCUGAGGGAGAUUUGGACGCUGCACUAAAUUAUCUAGGAAAUAGUCAAAAUGAAAAAGUCAUGAUGUUAAAAGAUCGUCUGAUGCGAGCCUUAGGUUAUAUCGAAGAAUCAAAAGUUGUGCCAAAAGGACCAGCAAUGCAAACUUAUUACGAUAGAACAAGACGACCUGUACCAGGCGUACAGGGUGUACAAAAUCCAAUGUCUGCUGGAUCAGCAAGACCUUUCUUCGAUACGAAUAUUGCUCCCAUGAAACAAUCUUUUAUAUCUUCUUCAAAUCAAUUUAAUACUCAUACACAGCAACAACCAUUUGGAAUGUCUCCUCUUCAGCCACAUGUACAACCAGUGCAACCAAUGCAACCUAUUCAACCUAUGCAAUCUAUGCAAUCUAUGCAAUCUAUGCAAUCUAUACCACCUAUGCCACCUAUACCAUAUGAACAAACGUCUCAUUCUUACACUUCAACAUCUGUUGCUCAACCACCACCACCGCCACCACCUUCUUCAAGUGCUUCGAGCGGAAUUGGAUCUCGACCACCUAGUGCUGGACCUCCAACAAGAUCAAAAUACAUAAUAGAUCCGUCUGUAAAGUCUACUUCAACAUACGGACAAGCUGGUUUUCCUCAGCAAACAUCGCUGUAUAAUAAUCAACAAAUACCUCCAGUGCCAGGCUAUUCUCAGAAUAUGUAUCAACCGCAAGUUCCUAUGUCUACAAACACAUACCCUGGACAGAAUCUUGUGCCUAAUAUUAAAGAAGCGGAAACUUUUAAACCAGUUCAACUUAGUGUAUUAUCAUCAUUACAAAAUACAUCACAAAGUCAAAUGCAUGAACCAAUUAGAAUGCAACCACUUCCGCAGACUCAAAUAUAUGGAAGCGAAAAUCAACCACCAAUGGAUCGCGCAAACAUUUAUCAAGCACCGCUACAGCCAGCAGGAUGGAAUGAUCCACCAGCUGCAAAGCCAUCUAGAAUACAGUCAAAACAAGAUUAUCAAUCCCAAAAUCCGAUUUUACAUCCAUUAAGAGGGACACAACCUGAACCAAGUGUUUUGCAACAAGAAAAAUUUUAUUCGGAUAUGCAAGCACCUUAUAACCCACAACAAUAUAAUCAGAAUAUGCCAAAUGUAGCUGCUCAAUAUGCCAAACCAAUGGAAUUUACACCACCAAUUGCCAGGACACCGGAACCGGAGAAACCAAAACCACCAAUUCCGGAACAACAUAUGCACUUAAAAACAGUAUUUGAUGAACUAAAAAACCAAUGCUUUGAAAACGCCAAAAAUCCACAAAUAAAACGGAAAAUAGGAGAUGUAUCUAGAAAACUCGAAGUUUUAUACGAUUGUCUUAGAGAGAGCAAGCUAUCGCAGAACACUUUACAAGGAUUACAUCAAAUAUCACAGAUGAUUCAGAGUGGAAAUUAUACUGGAGGAUUAGACCUUCACACACAAUUAGUUUCAGGACCAGAUUUUAGCCAAAUAUCUUCUUUUAUGCCUGGUAUCAAAGUAUUAUUGCUAAGUGCUCUUCAAUUGAAUGUUUACAUUAGAUAGAAUGCAAUAUAUAAAACCCGGAAUAUUUCCACUUAUUCAUUUUUAUAAUUUAAAAUUUUUAUAAUCUUUGAAAGCCUUAUUAAACAAAGUAUUUACGUUAUGUUAACUUUCCAUAGUAUUUAGUACAGUACGGAUAUUUGUAUAUAAAGUUUAUGACUGAAUCAUAUCAUCAACAAAAUCGUAAUGUUUAUAUAUUUACACUUAAAAGAUGGCUUGUCAAAAUUAGAUGAGCUUGUACUACUAUCCUAAUUAAAAGAAUUGAUUGUCCAAGACACAUGUAAAAACUAGAAAAGUAUUCAGAUAAAAUUUCUGCAAAUCAAAUUUUGUUUUGUUUUAAAUAUCUGUACAUAAAAUAUUGAUUUAAGAAAAUCAUAUGUAUAUUUUAAAAUAAAAAAUUAUAUGAUAAUUUUAUUAAAAUCAUGUAUUAAAUUUAGUAAUGAAAAUAAUGUUAAACUGAUUUAUUGAAUAAUUAAACUAUGUAGUAUGGCUGCUUUUUCAUUGAUAAUAAACUUUUGUAACAAUUCA
Messenger RNA from Frieseomelitta varia, 4405 nucleotides. RefSeq names its product protein transport protein Sec31A (gene Sec31). Lineage: Eukaryota; Metazoa; Arthropoda; Insecta; Hymenoptera; Apidae. The transcript has 14 exons. Gene Ontology annotation, molecular function: structural molecule activity; protein binding. Gene Ontology annotation, biological process: intracellular protein transport; endoplasmic reticulum organization; COPII-coated vesicle cargo loading. Gene Ontology annotation, cellular component: endoplasmic reticulum exit site; COPII vesicle coat. Bases 149 to 3880 code for a protein of 1243 amino acids. The record is from RefSeq and is a predicted model, not a curated record.